AUGCCGAGUUUGACUUCAGCCUCUGGUGUCCUGGGCUUCCUAUCAGAUGAAGAACCGGAGCUCAAGGUCUUCGCCCUCCAAACAAUAAAUGAUGAUAUCGAUACUCUAUGGACAGAAGUUGCAGGUUCCGUUUCUCAAAUUGAGGCGCUUUAUGAAGAUGAAUCCUUCCCCGAGCGACGAUUAGCAUCAUUGGUGUUGGCAAAGGUCUAUUUUCAUCUACAGGCAUACAAUGAGAGUAUGACAUUUGCUCUUGGAGCUGGCGAUCUCUUCCAACUCGACGAGGCAGGCGAAUUCGAGGAAACUAUCAUUUCAAAAUGUGUCGACACUUAUAUCAGUGUGUCUGCUCAGCAUCAUGCUUCACCGCAAGAAACCAAACGUGAUAGUGCUCUACCUACCCUCGCAACUACAUUCGCAAGUGGGGCCGAUGAUACCAGUGCUGCUGCGCUCACCUCGCCUCUGACACCUUUCUCGCAGUCUACUCUGCCAUCGAAAUCCCUCUUAUCACGAGCCUCUACCGAUAACAUGUUGGAACAGCCUGUAGCAGAAGGCAAGACUUCGAGUUCUACGAUUUUGCCAGAUCGCUCUACUCAGAUUGCGCUUCAAAAAGUAAUUGAGAGACUUUUUGAGAGCUGUUUACGCGAAGGAAGAUAUAGACAGGUUGUGGGAAUUGCAGUUGAAGCUAGAAAUUUGGAAGUUUUGCGACGAGUCAUUAAGCGUGCUAGCGACGAUGAGAAGAAGUCGAGAUCAAAGCCGGCCGAAGACACACCUGGUCCAACAGAAGAGUUGAUGGAAUAUGUCUUGGACAUCUGCAUGGGUGUUGUGCAAGAAAGAGGCCUUCGAACAGAGAUACUCAGGUUGAUCUUGUCUCUACUGAACGAUAUCCCAACCCCCGAUUAUUUCUCGAUUGCAAAAUGUGUGGUCUACCUUAAUCAAGACGAGGAGGCAUCGGCAAUGUUAAAAAAGCUUGUUGCCAAGGAUGACCAAACCUCCACUGCUAUCGCUUACCAAAUCGCCUUCGAUCUGUACGAUAAUGGGACUCAAGAAUUCCUCGCCAAAGUGAUCAAGUCUUUACCCAAGAAGGCAACCGAUGCCGAAGCAUCUACGAAGGAGCCAACGGAGUCUGAUCAACUUUUAGGGGAAUUGAACGAACAAGUGGGUGAAUCUACCGAAGGGGCCUCAGAUGAACACAUCAAGAUUUACGACUCGAUACGAAAGAUUCUUGAUGGUAGCGAAACCAUCCGACUUAAUCUCGAAUUUUUGUAUCGAAACAACCACACUGACCUUAGCAUCCUCAACAAAGUCCGCGACAGUCUCGAAGGUCGAAACUCCAUCUUCCACACAGCUGUCACGUUCUGCAAUGCGUUCAUGAAUCACGGUACAACCAACGAUAAAUUCUUCCGUGACAAUUUAGAGUGGUUGGGAAAGGCAGUCAACUGGUCAAAGUUUUCUGCUACUGCUGCGCUCGGUGUUAUUCAUCGUGGCAACCUCUCCCAGGCCAAAAGGCUACUGGAACCUUAUUUACCAAGAGCCGCAAUGGUUGGGGGGUCAAUCUAUAGUCAAGGUGGCGCUCUUUAUGCUUAUGGGUUGAUUUACGCCAAUCACGGCGCCGAUGCGCUCGAGUAUCUGAACAAAGCCUUUAAUGAGGCACAGGAAGAGGUUAUUCUGCAUGGUGGUGCCUUGGGAUUGGGUAUUGCUGGUAUGGCUACAGGUGAUCAACAAAUCUACGAAAACUUGAGACACAUACUAUACGCCGAUUCUGCACUCAAUGGUGAGGCUGUUGGUCUUGCAAUGGGUCUCAUCAUGUUAGGAACUGGCAACAUCAAAGCUCUAGAGGUCAUGAUCACUUAUGCUCACGAUACUCAACACGAGAAGAGUGUUAGAGGUCUUGCCAUCGGCAUGGCAUUAAUUAUGUACGGCAGGCAAGAAGGAGCUGAUGAGCUCAUUGAAGGCUUAUUGAAUGAUCCAGAUCCAACUCUUCGUUAUGGUGGUAUCAUGACCGUCGCUUUGGCAUACUGUGGCACAGGAAGCAACAAGGCAGUGCGCAAGUUACUCCAUGUAGCCGUCAGUGAUGUCAACGAUGAUGUCCGUCGUAUUGCCGUCAUGAGUUUAGGUUUCAUUCUAUUCCGUAAACCUGGCAGUGUGCCACGUAUGGUCGAACUUUUGUCCGAAUCCUAUAACCCGCAUGUCAGAUACGGCGCUGCCAUGGCCCUUGGUAUCUCUUGUGCCGGUACUGGUCUUGAUGAGGCCAUUGAUUUACUUGAGCCAAUGAUGAAGGAUCCUACAGACUUCGUCCGACAGGGCGCUCUGAUCUCUCUUGCCAUGAUUAUGGUUCAACAGAAUGAAGUUAUGAAUCCCAAGGUUGCGGAAAUCCGCAAAACCUUGAAGAAGAUUGUUGCAGAUCGUCAUGAGGAUGCUAUGGCCAAGUUUGGUUGUGCAUUAGCAUUGGGUAUCAUUGAUGCUGGAGGCCGCAAUUGCACCAUCGGAUUACAAACUCAAACCGGUAACCUUAACAUGGCUGGUAUCGUCGGCAUGGCAGUCUUCACACAAUACUGGUACUGGUUCCCAUUUACCCAUUUCCUCUCCUUGACUUUCACUCCUACCUCGAUGAUUGGUUUGAAUCAUGAAUUGGAGAUUCCAAGUUUCAAAUUCCACAGUGCCACUCGUCCAAGCCUUUUCGACUACCCACCAGAGCAAGAGGUCAAGACGGAGGAUGCACCAACUCUUAUUGCAACAGCAGUACUAUCGACAACUGCUCAAGCAAAGCGCAGAGCACAAAAGAAAGAGCGUGCUCAAAGACGAGAGAGUAUGGAUAUCGACCAAACGCCAACUACACCAAAGAUUUCAGCUUCAGCCGACGACAAAAUGGAUCUAGACGAAUCAACCAGAGACACGGAAGAGAAAUCUGCCGAAAAAAAGGAUGAAAGCGAAAAAGAAACUUCUGCAGAAAUCUUGAAGAAGAAGCUUGAGAAGGAAAAGGUUGGCUACGAGAUUGAGAACAUGUCUAGAGUCCUUCCCGCUCAGCUUAAAUUUAUCAAUUUCCCAGCCGGUCGAUAUAAGCCUGUCAAGAAACCUACUGGAGGUGUCAUUGUAAUGAUUGAUACCCAACCAGAAGAAGAGAAAGUCUUGAUGGAAGAAAAGGUGAAGAAGAAGGCCGAUAUUGAAAGAGCUAUAGCGUUGACCACUAUUGGGGAUAUGCGAAAUGAAGCUCUCAACGUGCGUCGUCAAGCCGAUGCUCAAGGUGAAGCCGCGGGUUCAUUUUCUGGAGCUGCUGCAGCAGCAGGUGUUCUAACCGCUGUUGAUGAAGAUGAUGAGGGUGCCGAGGAAGCUACCGUGCCGAAUGAAUUCGACUAUUUCUCUGAUGGGGAAGUGGAGUAA
Molecule: messenger RNA, 3375 nt
Organism: Sclerotinia borealis F-4128
Lineage: Eukaryota; Fungi; Ascomycota; Leotiomycetes; Helotiales; Sclerotiniaceae
Source: the annotation of a GenBank genome assembly